Messenger RNA from Dicrocoelium dendriticum, 2361 nucleotides. The record is from the annotation of a GenBank genome assembly. Lineage: Eukaryota; Metazoa; Platyhelminthes; Trematoda; Plagiorchiida; Dicrocoeliidae.
AUGGCGAGUCGCAGAAUCAAUCUGGAGCACAAUAAUACAAUCAAUUAUCCCGUUGAUCGAAAAUCGCGCCAAGUGGCAAAUAAAGAAGUACUUGUGGCACAACUCGGAAGAACGAAACUUCGUGGAGCAGAACCAUUUAACGAAAGCACGGCCAACGCUCUGUUGGAGAAGCAUUUACGCAGACGUCAUAGAGCGGCUCCGGCAAUUUUUCUAGUCGACCGGAUUCGAUUUACGAAGAAGAAAUACCACGAAUAUUUGUCUUACAGAGAAAUCCAUAAUUUCCACCGGUUUCCAAACAAUCCGGACAAAUUUAUGCUGUUUGUGGUGGAAGAGAAGCGAGGAAACCGCAGUUAUGAGAGCUUCCGUUGUGAAAAUGCUGCAGACGUUCAGGACAUACGGAAUAUGAUAAGCGCGGCGCACAAUGAUCCGAAGCGUUUGCUACAAGGAGUCGGGCCAAUAAGAAUGUUAUCUGUUUCUUCAUCCUCGAGUUCGGAAUAUUACAUCGAAAACAGACCAGCUAGUAGAAAUUCUCGACCGCGUUCUGUUCAGUACGUAAUUAAUGAAUCGCUGCCACAAACCGAACCAAUGUGCUCACCAAGAGUUUACUACCGAACAAAUGCGAAUGGCCCACUCAACUCAGAUGCACGAAAUGAUCUUCAUCAACACCCAUCACAUCGAGGAACACAACCCACUGACUCAGCAAGACUAUCCACAGCGACAAAUGAUGUCACAUACCUGCGUUCCGAUAACCUCAACGGACCACAAAUAGUAGAACACGGCCCAGUCUAUAUGUACAUGUCACGUUCAAGACAGAACCGGAAUGAAAACAGCUGGUCACCGGACACAUCGAAAUCUAAAGUAAACCUUCAACUGAGCCUGAACCAACUUGUUCAAUCCGAAGUUGGAACAGCGACGAGUUCAGAUUAUGGCUGUGCUGGAAAUGGUGACAUGAAGGCCAGUACACAACACUUUUGCGUCGAUAAUAGAGAAACAUAUGAUACUAUUGAUAAGUAUCAAAAGGUUUCGCCGACAACAUGCAUGACUGAUCAGGAGUGUCAAACCGAAUUUCCCAUUAAUACCCAUGUGGCUUUAGAUAAAAAGUAUCUACCAACUCUCAACGCUGGGACAGAUUCAUACCCAGUGACACGUCUCGGGAACCGACUAGAUAGAGGACACAACAUUGGCAGUGAAACUGAAGUUUCCAAGCGAUCUGUGACCACAAUCUCCGCGCUGGCAGCAGUUGCAGCCGUUGCUGCCGCUUCCUACCUUUCUCGAUCCAUGCAUGCUUCUAGCAUCGACACCUCAACUCCCCCCAUACAGUGGUCAUUAUCAAACGCAAGUAAAUCUGUUUAUGUGAGUUCAGAAAAGACGCGGAGUGAACAAGAAAAAAACCAGCAGGCAUGUACGCAGUCAAUGAUAGCUGGCAAGCCGGAAACGAAUGACGCAAUCUUGCAGUCGAGCGUGUUCCCAAUGGCCGCGCCUUGCAGUACGCGAACCCACUCAGAGGUUCAACGACAACCAUCAUUCAUGAACCAACGAGUACCUCCGAUAGAUGGGUUACAGGCAUUGGAAAACAAUUACCGAAACUAUUCACAGUGCGUUGGAGACGGUAAUUUGAAACUUAGGAUCUUGUGCAAUGCACCCCAAACAGAUGUUGACGAAUGCAUUCCUCAAAUCAACGGUCAGCAAUCACUUGCAUAUUCUUGGCAUGAGUCUUAUCUAAAUCCACCCAAUAGCCCCAGACCAUCCACAAAAUCCAACUUACUUGCACCACCAACCUUGUCCAGGACAGACUACCAGCCUAGAACUAGGUUUGCACAGCGAAUUGAAAUUGCACGUCAGGCAAUAAAUGAUCAAGCAGUUACACCCGUAACGCAUCAUGUGCUGUGGGGGAGGAGAGGUUUUAGUCGGCGAAGCCCACCACCGGCCACGGAUUCCUCUACAGAUGAGGGCCAUUGUGUAGAACAAUACAUGAGAUCGAAUUCUGUGGUUUUCAAUGCAAAGGAUGAAGUUGCCUGUAAUGUACCCCAGGACGUGAAAACAAUGUCAAGAAUCGUUGUCAUGGAAGAGAAAUGUUACUCUGAGGACGAUAACUCCGAAACUGACGGAACGCGGUUAGACCGAGUGCAUUCAAAGCAUCCUACAUCAGCUCAGGUCUCAAAGCUUGCUCAUCAUAAAUUAAACCACAGUAGGUCAAGUGUGAUGGAAAAAGAAUCACAAUCUGACAGUGGAGCCUCGUUAGGAUCUGAAGGCGCGCAAACUCAAUCCGAUGAAGUGACACCGCAGGGAAUGCGACAACCCAAAAGUGUCCUUAUUUCUGGGUAUUCUAAACAACGCAAAAAUGACAAAAACAGUGGGUGA